Molecule: messenger RNA, 2874 nt
Organism: Oncorhynchus nerka (sockeye salmon)
Lineage: Eukaryota; Metazoa; Chordata; Actinopteri; Salmoniformes; Salmonidae
Product: hydroxysteroid (17-beta) dehydrogenase 4
Molecular function (GO): oxidoreductase activity
Source: RefSeq, a predicted model, not a curated record
GCGCCCCUCUUGCGGAAGUAAGGCAAAGUUCACCCUGAUAGCUGUUAACAUUCUAGUCGUUGCCCUGCUGUCUUCACAUACUACCAGCACAGUUUUGAAUCUGGACACAAAGUUAAAAUCCAGAACUACUUCAUCAUGUCUGUGCCUUUGGUUUUCGACGGGAAAGUUGUUAUUGUCACUGGGGCCGGUGGAGGACUUGGGAGAGAAUAUGCAUUGGCUUUUGGUGUGAGGGGUGCCUCAGUAGUUGUUAAUGACCUCGGAGGAGAUAUUAAAGGGGGAGGGAAGAGCUCCAAUGCUGCUGAUAAAGUCGUGGAAGAGAUAAAAGCCAAGGGAGGCAAAGCAGUGGCUAACUAUGAUUCUGUAGAAGAUGGUGAGAAAUUGAUCCAGACUGCCCUGGAUGCUUUUGGGCGAAUAGAUAUUGUUGUUAAUAAUGCUGGGAUACUUCGGGAUCGUUCCUUUGGCAGAACGAGUGAUUUGGAUUGGGACCUCAUCCAUAGAGUCCACCUGAGAGGGUCCUUCAUGGUCACUAGAGCUGCCUGGAACCACAUGAAGAAGCAGAAGUUUGGGAGGAUCAUCAUGACUUCAUCGGCUGCUGGCAUCUAUGGCAAUUUUGGGCAGGCGAACUAUAGCGCGGCGAAGCUGGGUCUGCUGGGAUUGGCCAACACCCUAGCCAUCGAGGGCCAAAAGUACAACAUCUACUGCAACACCAUCGCCCCGACCGCAGGCUCGCGCCUCACAGAGACUGUUAUGCCCCCAGUUCUGUGUGAGUCCUUGAAGGCAGAAUACGUGGCGCCCCUAGUUCUGUGGCUGUCUCAUGACCAGUGUCAGGAAAAUGGAGGCCUGUUCGAGGUUGGUGCUGGCUGGAUUGGAAAAUUGCGCUGGGAGCGUUCACAGGGCCGCAUUGUGAGGAAGAAGAACCAGGGCAUGUUUCCUGAGACUGUACGAGACCAGUGGGACAACAUCUGUGACUUCACCAAUGCCACCAAACCUGCCAACAUCAAUGAGUCCGUGGCCACAUUGGUGGAGGUGCUGUCAAGAGUGGAGACUGAUGAGGGUAUUGCCCCCAACCCCACCAGCGCUAUGGCCACUGCUGCAUCUGGGAUCAGUCCUCUGGAGGCGGUGGGACAGAAGCUUCCGGAGUCGACCUUCAUCUACUCCCAAACUCAGUGCAUCCUGUACGCCCUAGGAGUGGGCAUGUCCACCAAGGAUGACGACCACCUCAAGUUCCUGUACGGCCACGAGGACUUUAGCUGCCUGCCCACCUUCGGGGUCAUCCCCUCCCAGGCAGCCAUGAUGGACGGAGGGCUAGGUUCUGUGCCUGGACUCAACUUUGACUUCACCAGGUUGUUGCAUGGAGAGCAGUAUCUGGAGCUUUUCAAACCAUUACCCACCUCCGGAACACUGACGUCUCAGGCUAGAAUCGCAGAUGUGUUAGACAAAGGAUCUGGCGCAGUCAUUCUCCUGGAUGUCCACACGUACAGUGGUAAAGAACUGUUGUGUUACAACCAGUACUCUCUGUUCAUCGUGGGGGCCGGUGGCUUUGGAGGAAAGAGAACAUCUGAUAAAGCAAUGAGCACAGUAGCACAUCCAAACAGAACUCCUGAUGCUGUGAUGACUGACACCACAACAAGGGACCAGGCUGCCUUGUAUCGUCUGAGUGGGGACUGGAACCCCCUCCACAUAGACCCCAGCUUUGCAGCAAUGGGAGGAUUCAAAUCCCCUAUUCUGCAUGGCCUGUGCUCAUUUGGGUUUGCGGCUAGGCAUGUGCUGAAGCAGUAUGCCAACAACGAUGCCUCCAGAUUCAAGUCCAUCAAGGUUCGCUUUGUAAAGCCAGUGCUACCAGGCCAGUCUCUACAGACUGAGAUGUGGAAAGAAGGAAACCGAAUUCACAUUCAGUGCAAAGUCAAAGAGAGCGGUGCUGUGGUUUUGUCAGGUGCCUAUGUGGACUUGCAUGCUGCUGCAGAUGGCUCCCCACAAAUUCUUCCUGAGGCAGGGGGACUCAAGAGUGAGCUGGUGUUUGCUGAGAUUGGCCGUCGCAUUAAGGACCUAGGGGCUGAGAUGGUGAAGAAGGUCAAUGCAGUGUUUGGCUGGGAGAUCACCAAGGGGGGAAACACUGCAGCCCAGUGGACCAUUGAUUUGAAAACUGGAGCUGGCGCCUUGCACAAGGGCCCAUACAGUGGCAAAACCGAUGUGACCAUCACUGUAUCUGAUGAUGACUUCAUGGAAGUAGUGCAGGGAAAACUCAACCCUCAGAAGGCGUUCUUUGCAGGCAAGCUGAAAGUGCGAGGGAACAUCAUGCUGAGCCAGAAGCUGGAGGUGAUCCUUAAAGACUAUGCUAAACUGUGAGGUUGAGCGAAAGGAGAACCACUCAGUUAUCUAACAUGUUUGUUUCACCUGAGGUAGCAGCAUUAAUUGCCAAUGUGCAUAAAGAUGGCAGUCCAUUGUUUUAACACCAUCCACAGAGCCAAUAAAUCAGCACAAUGUGAUUUUCUUUUUUUUCAAAUUGCACCUCUUCUGUUACAGUAAUUUAACCUGGAUUUCAAUGCAUCAUAUCUGGUGAAAUAACCUAAAUGAGUUAAAAUGAUAAUUUAAUGCUAUUUCAACAAAUGGCCACAUUACACUGAGUGUUAGCUGGGUCUGCGAUCAUGAUUUUUACUAAACUGUACAUGAACAAUAUACUAUAGUGUGAACUGGGGAUGCUUGCUGUAUUCCAGGGCAAUGAAAAAAAAGACUAGCAGAACCUGUCUGCUGUGAUCCAGAUUAGGCAAAGUUUAAGUGUCCUGACUUCCCUAAAAUCCAAUGUAACCCACAUUAACAAGUGUUGGCUUGGUGCAACAUGCUACACUAAUUUCUAAUAAAUCUUACGCACUUUCA